CAGCAGCUUUCCACGCAGCCACGCUCGGCUGUUGUCCACCGUCCCGAUGCGUAAAUAUUCCAAAGAAAACUCGUCUUUCCUCCAGACAGAGACACGGGGCGCCGGGUUGGCAAUGGAUAGAGCGUUUUUUAUGUUCUGAUGGUUCAAAGUAACCGAUGCCGGACUGAAUCGACUUUACACAGGCUACCUGAGAGGAUUGUUGUCGGUCGCCCUCUUUGCGAGACACACCAACAUAUACCUGCUUCGAGGUUAAAAUGAGGGAGAAGAUGUGGAUAUUUCACAGUGCCGACAAUUCAAAGCGUCUUUUUUCUACUUGGAGUCAGUGGUAUUUGUAUUACGCUGCAGUGGUGUGUUUGUUGCUUUCGCCCGUCAGAACGGAUGAUGCUUGCCCGUCGUCCUGCAUCUGUGCCAGAGAGUCGGGGACGGUGACCUGCCGUGAUGGGGGGGACACCGAGGUACCGGGAGACAUACCGGAGUGGACGUCCACCUUGAUACUCAAGGGGAGAAACAUCUCAACUUUACAGCGUGGUGCGUUCAUGACCAACGGCACUGAGUUGGAAAUAACGACACUCUCGCUGUCCUAUAACGGGAUACAGGUUAUUGAACCUUAUGCUUUCCUGGGGCUCCCCCAUUUGCAUUUGCUGGAUCUGAGCCACAAUCAAUUGGAGUCUAUUUCAGCCAGGGCUUUCCACGGAUUACCUGAGCUGCGCUCUCUUUACCUAAAUGAGUCAAUUUUGCCUCCGGCUACGGCACAACUCUUAAAUGCGCUCAACACACAAAGUUUGCGCAACCUCCACAGACUGGAGUUGGCGGGAAACAGACUGAAGUCUAUUCCCUUGAUGAGAUUAGACAUCUAUAACCUCCACGCGUUAGUGCUGGUAAAUAACUCCAUAGAGAGCAUCGGGUGGGAAAACGUCACCAAUCUGUACCAGCAGAUGCGCAUACGCGUCUACUUGUCUUUAAACCCGUUUCGGUGCAACUGUGACCUGGAGGCGUUUUACUACUGGUUGAAGAACUCAUCCCAGUGCCCGGACGCAGGGCGUCUCCUGUGCAGCGAGCCGGAGGCCAAGAGGGGGAUUCCUGUGGAGAAGCUCCGGGGCGAGGACGUGGAUUGUAUGAACGAGAACCUUGAGGCGGUUUCAUACGUGUUCCUCGGUAUAGUGUUGGCUCUGAUCGGGGUGGUGUUUCUAAUGGUGCUGUAUCUCAACCGGGGAGGCAUCAAACGGUGGCUCAACAACAUCAGAGAGGCGUGUCGAGACCAGAUGGAGGUCUAUCAUUACCGGUACGAGCAGGACUCAGACCCGAGACUGGCCAACGUGGCUGUUUAACCCACUGAAACAUCAAGCCAGCGCUGUGUACUGAGGGGACACGGGAGGCAAGAAGUACUUUAUCAAAAAGACUGGGAACAUUCCCCUCCAGUGCCCUGUCACGGCCAGAAUCAAUAGUUUUUAAAACCAGUUUCAUCAUUCUCAGCAGCUGACCCAUGAACUGCAGGUGGUAUCCCUCAGUCUGGGAUAUGCACAGAGCCAAAGACAUUUAAACGACUUCAAGAGACUAUUGCGUAUUCAUCUUGCACAACUGAAUACUUAAACUUCUGAGCAGUAUUGUACAUAUUGUAUAUAAGUAUCUCCUUGAGAGCAAUGCUUUUCAUGCAUCAUGUUAACAGCAGUUUGUCAGACUAACUUAGUAUUAUUUAUCUUAUUAAUCAAGAGGCAAAUAUACAAGAAAUGUACAUAGAAUUCAUUUGAAACGCUGGAAUGAAAUGGUUAAUAAGUGGUAUUACUGAAAACUGCAGCCCUGGCAAACUGUUUAAUAGUCUUCAUUCAGGAAACCCUGCAGGGAGAACAAGGUAUUUCUGCUUCCAAUCUACUGAGGGAGAGCGUACUGCAAAGUGAGAGAGAGAAAAGUGAUAGAUAUGGGGAGAUGGUGCAGGUAAAAUGAAGUGAGGAAGCUGACAUUGUUCGUUGGAGUGCCGUGUUCAUGCAAGCAGGCGACGCUGGAGUUAACUGUCACAUUUCAUCAGCAACCACAUGAGAUAAUUUACCAACCUUGUCUUUAUGAACAGUAUUUGAUCUCUAAAAAUAACAUGUGUGUCAUCUGAAACCAAGUCAGUGAAGGGGCACAAGAGGAAGAAACUAAAUCUAACCAUGCAUGUGAUUGUUGUAGGCAUAGAAAACCAACCAAAACAUUAAUAAAAAGGUCAAAUAAAAAUGGUGAGUUAGCAGUGUUCUUUACGUCAGCGCGUUUUAUCAUCACUGUCAGGAAAUGUUGCCAUGAUGCAGCACUGUGCCAGACGUUAAACAGAGGAAUUUGUUUCCCUGUUGCAUUUUGUAAAAAAUAAAAUUGUAAAUUUGCUGGAAGCAGGUGUGAGUUGAGUGCGUCUGCUCUCUGUGACUCAUACUCUGAACUACAUUAAGACGUCAUGUUGUCACCACUACCUCUGAGCUCAGCAGAAGAAAAAAAAAGGUCUAGGCUAUUUCAUU
Messenger RNA from Lates calcarifer (barramundi perch), 2483 nucleotides. RefSeq names its product Wnt-activated inhibitory factor 2 (gene tpbgl). Gene Ontology annotation, biological process: negative regulation of canonical Wnt signaling pathway. Gene Ontology annotation, cellular component: plasma membrane. Lineage: Eukaryota; Metazoa; Chordata; Actinopteri; Centropomidae. The record is from RefSeq and is a predicted model, not a curated record. The transcript has a single exon. Gene Ontology annotation, molecular function: protein binding. Bases 255 to 1328 code for a protein of 357 amino acids.